Messenger RNA from Penicillium angulare, 1176 nucleotides. Its product is annotated as MFS general substrate transporter. Gene Ontology annotation, biological process: transmembrane transport. Gene Ontology annotation, cellular component: membrane. The record is from RefSeq and is a predicted model, not a curated record. Bases 1 to 1176 code for a protein of 391 amino acids. The transcript has 3 exons. NCBI's taxonomy places the organism in Eukaryota, Fungi, Ascomycota, Eurotiomycetes, Eurotiales, Aspergillaceae. Gene Ontology annotation, molecular function: transmembrane transporter activity.
AUGUCUAUUUCAGGGAGGCAAUCGAGAAUAGAGACUAGCGGUAACCAACAGCAUGAGAUGGAUAACAAUCGGUUUCCGGAUACCAAGAAAUUUGAAGAUCUGCAUGAGAGUAAGCAGAGACUCGAUACAACUGUCCCUUUUCAAAAAGAAAAUUAUGAUGACUCUGGACCUGUUGAUAAAUCACAUUUUGAGGGUACCGUCCCAGGCGAUAGGAUUAUUGUUUUUUUUGACGGAGAGAAUGACCCUAUGUGCCCAAGAAGCAUUACAUUGAUGAAUGCCGAGUUCGGAAUAUCUUCUAUCGUCGCGACACUGGGGCUUUCUAUGUUCGUCCUGGGAAUUGCUUUCGGUCCAUUGUUAACCAGCCCCCUUAGUGAGUGGUACGGAAGAAGAGCCAUCUACAUCAUUUCCUGGUCCCUAUUUCUGAUUUGGACAAUUGGAACUGCCGUUGCAAAAAAAUUUCAAACUGUGCUGAUCACACGUUUCUUCACUGGCUUUUUUGGUGGCACUUUCCUGUCGGUUUCCGGCGGCACCGCGGGAGACAUUUUCCCUCGCGAUCAGAUUCAAAUACCAAUGGCGCUUGUUUCAGCUGCACCAUUUACUGGACCCUGUUUUGGACCCUUGAUUGGAGGCUUCAUCAAUUACCAUGCGAAUUGGAGAUGGACAUACUACGUCAUACUCAUUUGGGCUGGAGUGCUCCUAGUACCAAUUCUUUUCCUGGUUCCCGAGACCUAUCACCCGAUACAGCUCAAGGCUAAAGCAAAAAUGCUUCGCAAGAAAACCGGCAAUGAAAACUAUGUGGCACCCAGUGAGCAAACUCAGGUCGCAAAGACCCGGUUGUUGGGACUUUCGCUGUUGAGACCUGUGCAAUUUCUCACUUUGGAGCCCAUGUGUCUUGCACUGGACAUUUAUUCAGCCGUGCUGUUAGGAAUGCUCUAUCUGUUUUUUGAGGCAUUCCCACUCCUUUUUGAAAGAACUUAUACUUUCAACCUUUGGCAGCCCAGGAUAGAAGACAGCAGACCCCCAGAAUAUCGCCUAAUACCAGCAAUACCAGGUGCUAUUAUGAUCCCAACUGGUCUGCUGUGGUUUGGCUGGAGCAUGUCACCAGAAGUGCAUUGGAUGGUUCCUGUUAUUGGUUCUGCCCUCUAUGGGUGCGGGUGCGUACUGAAAUUGUGGUAG